AUGGAACCUGGACCAGUGAUUGGAGGAGACGCUGGCAUAAGUCCCGCUAUAACAGGUGCUAAUGGAAUGCAGCAGGAAAUGGAAGAGCCUGGACCACUGAUUGGAGGAGAAGCUGGCAUAAGUCCACUGAUCAAAGGAAAUGCCGGUAUAAGACCAACAAUGAGAGGUCCGAGUCUGGUAGUUGGGGGAAAUGCUGGUAUAAGACCGCGCUAA
This is a messenger RNA of Strongylus vulgaris, 213 nucleotides long. The record is from the annotation of a GenBank genome assembly. NCBI's taxonomy places the organism in Eukaryota, Metazoa, Nematoda, Chromadorea, Rhabditida, Strongylidae.